CAAAGCCAGUCUGAUUCCGAACACCAGCACGGAACAUACCUGUGUUCUCGACGCAAAGCAGUUUUAUAUGUUUCGGCCUCUAAGCAAGUAAUGUGCCUCAGGGGGGAUGACAGGUCCAUAAGGCAUCACGUAGGAGCAGGAUUCCUUUUCACUGCUAGUAUGAGAUUUAAGUGAAAAGAAGUAAAACAGCACGUAUAAAGGGAUUCAGGCAGGAAAGUGGUGCAAAGGAAGUCAUAAUAUUACAAAAUCAUCACCAGAACAUCAGGUCGCAAUGCCUACUAAGGUGCGCUCUGUCAAGACGCUCGUCCUAGGCUUUCUCAUUGGCCUCGCUACUUCCAAGAGGAGCCUGUUCAGUGAUUUAUGGAUGAAAUGUUGAAAAAAAGGUGUUUGACUUCAGUCGGGGAAGCUAAGGAAGUUAUGUCUACCAAUCAAUGACACAUUUCACAGGAAGGGGGGGGAAAUAUUUCAUCCCACAAUGCAGUCUUAGGUUGAGGGAAUCCUGAGUGAUGGAGGACCACACGCAAACUUCCCCCUUCACAACAGCGGCCUGGUUGUGCCUUGCGGAUCGACCAACGCAGUGACAAUGAAUACUGUGUUCAUCAUCAUCAGUCCAGGUUAUCCAGCGUCCUACCACCCGUACACCUAUUGCAGAUGGAGUUUCUACAGCACAACUAGUCCCGGUGGGCAGUUACAGAUUCAGUGUCCCUUAUUCGAAAUUGAGUCGUCGUCACCGUGUUCAGGCGGAGCAUUCCUCGCCGUGCAAACCUUGGACGACGAGGAGGGACAGCGAUUUUGUGGCGAAAGUCAACCUCAAGGAAUAAUUAGCAGCUCCAUGACGAUACAUUUUUGGGGAGGAUGGCGCCUGAAUUCUAAUAAGAGAGGUGUCUACUGCGCCGUGAUGCCCGCGACCUCUCUCCCCCCACCCCCGCCUUCGGCUUCCUGCCGGUGUGGGCGGCGAGGCACCAACCUUCGUAUCGUGGGCGGGGAGAGUGCCAAUCUACAUGAGUGGCCGUGGAUGGCGCUGGUCCUGCUUCCAGGCGGGUUCUGUGGCGGGGCGCUCAUCAACGACCGCUUCGUGCUCACCGCCGCGCACUGCAUUGACUCGACGGUGCUGCCCAACCCCGCCUUGCCCCCGGUGGUCCUCGGAGAACACCAGCGCAGCGUCCUGGACGAGACGCCCUUCACUCUGGUGCUGCGAACAACGCGGGCCAUUCCCCACGAAGACUACGACGGCUCCGGGGACACCAAGAAUAACGACAUCGGGCUUCUGGAACUCGCCACUCCUGUUAACCUGGCAAAGACUCCAAACAUCGCCCCCGUCUGCCCUCCCUCGGCCAACAGCACGGACACGGCUUCGCGAGUCACGACCAUUGGAUGGGGGUUCACCAGCUCGGCAGGAGAGCAGGCCGACGUGUUGCAGAUGGUGGAGCUGCUGCCAGUGGCUCUGGAGGAGUGCCGCCAGCAGUACGAGGAGGGCGCUAUCACCGAGAACAUGAUUUGCGCCGCGGACACCAACAAGGACUCCUGCUUCGAUGACAGCGGUGGGCCGCUUAUGGCAGAAGUGGAUGGCCACUGGGAAAUUAUUGGUAUUGUCUCCUUCGGCCCCACGGUGUGUGCCCAGCCAGGUGUGUCCGGCGUCUACACAAGGGUUGAAAACUACCUGCCGUGGAUCAGCUCCAAAAUUGGUCGCCCCAGGACUUGCCCGCCCGCCUGAAGCCACCAGAUGCUGUUUCUCAUCUCAGAAUUAUUAACUGAACCUCAAAGCAGCUGCGAUGGCAAAGACAGAACGAAAAUAUUUAAACGUUUUAAUCUAGCUAGUCACAGUUCGCAAUCUUAACAUUACGAAAGGAAAUAUUUAAAUUAUGCUUACAAUGGGAAUCAGUUUGUAUGGUUGCUGACAGAUAAUGUUAGUUAUUUCAAUAACACCUAUCACAUGUGGAUGGCAGAAACACCUGUAUAACAUUUAACUAAUGAUGCAGAAUUUCUUUAAGUAGUACAGCGAAUAGGCAGAGUAAUUCGCAAUAAGAGGUCAUUAUACCACGACAGCCUUCCCAUAAGAGCAGUGGUGGGCAGGAUAAGGUGAAGUACUAAGAUGUAAUUUUUUUUCUUUUAGUUAUAUAUCAACAUCAUUCCAUACAUCUGUUUCUGGCUUAUGUUUUAUGUACUGGAGAAUGUUACCAUGUUAUGGGCAUCAGAGUGUGUGUAUGUGUGUGUGUGUGUGCGCUGUCACAGAAUAUUGGUUACUACCCAUAAGCAUGGAUAUUGAUCAAAUCAAAUCAAAUCAAU
Scylla paramamosain (green mud crab) is the source of this 2286-nucleotide messenger RNA. RefSeq names its product trypsin-1-like. Gene Ontology annotation, molecular function: serine-type endopeptidase activity. Bases 584 to 1714 code for a protein of 376 amino acids. The record is from RefSeq and is a predicted model, not a curated record. Lineage: Eukaryota; Metazoa; Arthropoda; Malacostraca; Decapoda; Portunidae. The transcript is spliced from 11 exons. Gene Ontology annotation, biological process: proteolysis.